Molecule: messenger RNA, 852 nt
Organism: Lactuca sativa (garden lettuce)
Lineage: Eukaryota; Viridiplantae; Streptophyta; Magnoliopsida; Asterales; Asteraceae
Source: RefSeq, a predicted model, not a curated record
AUGUAUCAAGAUGAUCCCCUGGAUACUGACAUUGGAAUUUCUGAUAGAAUGAGAGAAUGGAUUGCAAAUCCAUACACUGUUCCCUCUCUCACUGUUGAUACUGAUGAAGGAGGCGCUGAUGGUAUCCAUGCAGAUCCUGCUGGUCAAGAAGGUGAACCACAUGACGGUGGUCAAUUCUCUCCUCAACUUUCUCAUCAUAUCGUCUCUAAUACUGAGAAACUAAAGGAAGUUCUCCUGCAUUCUCCUCCCUUCAGUCCCCAAUCUGAUGAUGCUAAAAAAGGGAGAGAUACUGAUGAUGAUGCUGAUGCUGAUGAUAAUGCUGAUGAUGAACCAAAUGAGAGAAACACCGAACCUCUUGACAACACCAUUGUUCAGCCUGAAUCACCAAAGCCAAUGCAUGAGUCUGACUCUGCGGGGCCUAAUAGUCCAGCAGCGACUGAAAAGCUGGUUGAAGAUAGUGAGCAUGAUGAUGAACCAGAUGAUGAAUGUCAAAUACUGGAUAUGAACUUCAUUAAUCCUCUUAUUCCAGUUCAAGAAGAAAGUUCAGAUGAUCUUGAUAAUGAAUCUCAAAGGUCAGACAUGAAAUUAGUCGAUUCUGUUGCUGAUCCCAUUUUUCCGGUCCAAGGAGAAGAUUCAGACUUUGCCAGUGAAAAAUCUCAUCGGCUAUCUCAAAAGCGUAAGGUAGCAGAUACUGACUUGGCUCAUUCUCAAACUAAUACUUCUUUGCCUGCCAAGAAACCCAAGUCCAUAGUCACUAAUCAAGCACAGCUUCUAAAGAAUAUUGCUCAAGAUGAUGAAACUCUUAUUCAGCACAAACAUCAGGCCAAAGGAUCUUUUGAAGCUCAGAUGUAG